CAAGCCACAUACAGCGUUUGUGUUAUAAACAGCCAUACGACAACACCGUAUAUAUAGACACACAAAACGUGUUUUCUUCAACGCGCUUUAAUUGAAAAAUCUUCAUUAAUUUUUCACGAUUCAGUUUGCUAGCAACUGUCCACAGAGUAAGCACGCAACACAAAAGCGAAAACAAAACAAAGGAAAUCAAGCAACAUUUCAAAUUUUUCAAGACGAAAAAGUAAGAUCGCUGCAUCAAAUCGAGAGAAAAUUCUUUAACAAUAUUCGUUUGAUUGAUCAAUUGAAAUUAAGCGAGAAGAAUAAUAAAAGAGUAAAAGACAGAGAAAAAAGAGUGCUAAAAAAGUUUUAACACGAAAUCGUGCGCAACAGUUUUUUUUUUAAAUUAAUCAUUUUUUUUUCUCCGAAUCGAGUGAAACAAAAACAGUUCUCAUCAAAGUUGUUAUUUCAUUAAUCAAAUUUGCAUCAGUUGAAUAAUUAUCGUUGCCGACAAGAAUAUUAUCUGACAAAAGAAUACAUAAAGGAAGAUAAAGUACGAGAAAAAAAUGCAUAUUCAUCCAAGUUCACCGAGUUCUUCGAUAUCUGAAGAAGAUGCAGCAAUUAAAAUUCAAGCUGGUUUUCGGGGAUAUCGUGUACGAAAACAACUGAAACAAUGCAAUGGAAAUUUGGCAUCGGGACAAUCAAAUCAACGCAAUGCAAACAAUGCAUGUGUCUAUCGAAACGAUCGCAGCGAAGAGUUGAAUGGCCAACGUUACAAGUCUAGUAAGCAAUUGGAUAAAGAAAAAUGUGCAACAAAAAUUCAAGCUGGCAUUCGUGGAUUUUUGGUGCGAAAAAAGCAAAAAGUGGCAUCCGAUGCGGCUAUCAAAAUUCAGGCUGGUUUUCGUGGUUUCCGUGCUCGCAAACAAUUGAAAAGUCUGAGAGAAUGAUGGUGGUGGCGUCAUUCGAAACCAAAUAUCUAACCUAAACAUAAAGUGAGAGAGAACAAUCAACAACAAAAUUAAAAUAUUACACAAAAAUCGUUCAUUUCUCCUCCAACGAUAAAUAAAUUAUACUUUUUUUUUGUGA
Messenger RNA from Contarinia nasturtii (swede midge), 1062 nucleotides. Its product is annotated as abnormal spindle-like microcephaly-associated protein homolog. Gene Ontology annotation, molecular function: calmodulin binding. Lineage: Eukaryota; Metazoa; Arthropoda; Insecta; Diptera; Cecidomyiidae. The transcript has a single exon. The record is from RefSeq and is a predicted model, not a curated record. The coding region runs from base 543 to 923 and encodes 126 amino acids.